This is a messenger RNA of Sitophilus oryzae (rice weevil), 710 nucleotides long. RefSeq names its product 60S ribosomal protein L9 (gene RpL9). Gene Ontology annotation, molecular function: structural constituent of ribosome; rRNA binding. Gene Ontology annotation, cellular component: cytosolic large ribosomal subunit; ribosome. Bases 33 to 605 code for a protein of 190 amino acids. The transcript has 3 exons. Lineage: Eukaryota; Metazoa; Arthropoda; Insecta; Coleoptera; Curculionidae. Gene Ontology annotation, biological process: cytoplasmic translation. The record is from RefSeq and is a predicted model, not a curated record.
UUUUGGUUCCUAUAUGUCAUAGGAAAAGAACAAUGAAGACGAUUGUUACAAACCAGACGGUGAAAAUCCCUGAAGGGAUUACCGUUCAUGCAAAAAGCCGUAUCAUAACUGUGAAGGGACCUAGAGGAGUCUUGAAACGGUCAUUCAAACAUUUAGCUUUGGAUAUUCGAAUGAUCAGUCCCCGUGUUUUGAAAGUGGAGAAAUGGUUUGGCAGAAAGAAGGAAAUCGCCGCUGUAAGAACUGUAUGCUCUCACGUAGAAAAUAUGUUAAAGGGAGUAACAAAAGGUUAUCAGUACAAAAUGAGGGCUGUAUAUGCUCAUUUUCCCAUUAACUGUGUCACCACAGAAAACAAUUCAGUAAUAGAAAUCAGGAAUUUCUUAGGAGAAAAAUAUAUUAGAAGGGUAAGAAUGUCCCCAGGAGUAACAGUAAAGAACUCCACUGCCCAAAAAGACGAGUUGAUCAUUGAAGGAAACUCUUUGGAAGAUGUUUCUAAAUCAGCCGCUUUAAUCCAACAAUCGACUACAGUUAAAGACAAGGAUAUUCGUAAAUUUUUGGACGGCCUCUACGUUUCAGAAAAAACAACUGUAGUUCAAGAUGAAGCAUAAGGUUUAAUAAAUUUGUAUAUUUAAAACAAAACAUCUUUAAUUUGUAACCUUUAAUUUUAUAAAUACCUACACACUUUGAAACUCAAAUAAAUUUGGUUUAUUAAA